This is a messenger RNA of Notodromas monacha, 420 nucleotides long. The record is from the annotation of a GenBank genome assembly. NCBI's taxonomy places the organism in Eukaryota, Metazoa, Arthropoda, Ostracoda, Podocopida, Cyprididae.
UAUUGUACCAAUGUGACGCAAACAUGCAGCAGCAUCAGCGGUGCCAAGUACCCCAGGACAACGAACCGGAAAAGCCAUGAAAAGGAUCAAACCUUUUCGCGGAGCAAACAAGUGACAUCCGUGAACGUGCCACGUCUCAAGGAAUGGAAGCAACUCGCGACGGCGUCUGAAAGCAUCAGCAGCAGCGGACACACUCAUAAUGGAAACGCGCUGGACACGUCAACUUUCGACUACAAGUCUGAGGACGAGAAGGGGGGCGAAUCAUAUGAUGCGAACAGCGGUGCCAACCCCAGGACAACGAACCGGAAAAGCCGUGUCUUUGACCCUAAUGAAAAGGAUCGAAUCCUCAACAACAUGGCAGACAACAAUGACUCGAAUUUUCACAACGAAGAUUUUCUGAUGGGGGACUCGUUGCCUAGC